Messenger RNA from Penaeus indicus, 1491 nucleotides. Its product is annotated as BUB3-interacting and GLEBS motif-containing protein ZNF207-like. Bases 1 to 1491 code for a protein of 496 amino acids. The transcript is spliced from 8 exons. The record is from RefSeq and is a predicted model, not a curated record. NCBI's taxonomy places the organism in Eukaryota, Metazoa, Arthropoda, Malacostraca, Decapoda, Penaeidae.
AUGCGUAACGCAAAAAAGACUCCUAAAUCCGAGCGUUCCGUACACAGGCACUUGAGCAACGAGGCUGAGCAGGAGGACGUCACCUGCGCUCUCUACUUUAUGAACGUCCGCCGGAGUGACUCUCAGUUCCUUCGCUUGCCUCGACGUCAUCCUCGACUCUCGUCCUGUAUAGUGUCAUUCUCCCGUUGGCUAGUAAUGAUGAAUGGGUCGUCCUCGGAGGAGCACCCCCCCCCCCCCACCGCCCCCUCCACCGCCACCAACACCAAAAGCGCCCUCACGCCCACCGCCCCACCACCCCCACCCCACCCCCACACCCCUCCCGCGCCGCCGCCAGCGUUAGCACUCCAUAAGAGCCAUAACAAAUUCAAGUUUAGGUCCCAUCACCGGCGCUACUAUUGUGUCCGUAACAACUACCCCACGUCAUUAGUGCCUCGUAACCCCGUGCGGAACGGCCUACUGCCAGUCACACCUCAAAGACGUGACGCGGAAUAUACUAAGGGGUUGACCCCGGACAGCCCACCCGCCCGACCGCUAAUGCCACGUCUGAACAAUUGGUAUAAUGUUAAUAUCACGGCAAUGGUGCGUCAUCAGCCCGAGUGUUCCUCAGGCGUCGCACCGCCGUCCGGAGCUGGAAAUGGGCGCGGCAUAGGCCCUUCUACAGAGCCCAAAGGACGCCAUGGAACGAGAGCGUCGUCCUUGGCGUCCCUGGCUCGUCCACUUGAACCGCGUCAAUUAGAAGGACCUUCACGUAAAGACGACCAGGUGGAUGGUCGCGGCUGGAUGGGUGAAGAACGACCUCAGACCACUGGCCAAUCAUCCAUCACCACCGCUACCAGAUACAACUUUAUCAUCCCCUUCAUCAGCUCCAACAUCAACUACAUCACAACCCCUACCACUACCACAGGCAACUUACUCAUUAUCACCGCUGCAACUACUAUAGACAGCUGCAUCACCACAACCACCACCACCACAACCACCACCACUAGCACACAAACACUCUCACUACCAGACACAAUGCAUCACAUACCACCCAACCACCAUAACGACCACCACCACAACGAAGCAAAACCUCAUCCUCUCACCCUCACCAUCAUACACACCCUCACCUACCACCACCGCCACCACCACCGCCACAACCAAACACCACCUGGCCCUCCGCUACCACAGUCGACUCACUCCUCCUCCGCUAACCUCCAGCGCCGCCUUGAACCUCCUCGGCCGCGACCUCCAGAAAGGCAGGCCGGACAUCACGCCAAAUUAUACUCCGCGAUAACAAGCUUCGUUCAAGACAUCAUACCAGAAAAAAACCCUAAGAAAUCCGCCAUCCGCCCCACCGCGCCCACCAUAACCUGCGCCCACAACAUCGCCCACAACUUCCUCACAACCGCAUCGUCCGGAAUCGCCAGCACUGAACCAUCACGAGGAGGCGCAGCGACGCGGCCACGGCAGCAGACCAGCUCCCUCGCGUCCAACGGAGUGUCGAUUAACUAA